Caenorhabditis auriculariae is the source of this 552-nucleotide messenger RNA. The record is from the annotation of a GenBank genome assembly. NCBI's taxonomy places the organism in Eukaryota, Metazoa, Nematoda, Chromadorea, Rhabditida, Rhabditidae.
AUGGCCAAACGUCCACGUGAUGCUGAUUCUCAUCAAUUUUAUUCAUCCAGUGGCAAUCACUAUAACUCGAAUUCGCCUGCUCAACCGCCCGAGCCUUCCAACGACAUCUAUCAAUCAGUCGCGUCACUCAGUGAUCGUCUUUCUUCCAUUGAAGCUCUUCUUGCUCAAUUACUUGGCUCUCCGAACUCAUCCUCGAUGGCCCAUCCUCACGCAAAUCGUCAGUACAACCGUUCCGGCGCCUCAUCUCGAUUUGACGACUCGGUUCGAAACAUCCUCGAUACUGUCCCUGGGUAUCACGAAGCCUCUCGCGACAUCCUCAUCGCCAGAACUGCUUCUCAGAUGGCUGCAAAAAGCUGCUACUCUGUCAUCGAGCGCGUGCCGGAUUCUCACAAUCAUAACCAGGACGAUUUCGACAGGCAGUUCGUAAACGAUAUAACUCGAACACUCAACCUACCCGACGCGAUCUCGGUCUUCCGUCACGACUGUCAAAAAUCACUGCCGUCCCUUGAAAGUCUCCUUUCCUACCUCCAAAGACAGAGAUCGUUUCAUUGA